Magallana angulata is the source of this 2308-nucleotide messenger RNA. RefSeq lists its product as uncharacterized. The transcript has 7 exons. The record is from RefSeq and is a predicted model, not a curated record. The coding region runs from base 293 to 1201 and encodes 302 amino acids. Lineage: Eukaryota; Metazoa; Mollusca; Bivalvia; Ostreida; Ostreidae.
UCGCUGGAAAAUGAAGUCUGUGAUGAUUGUCGUAUUAUUUUAGAACAUACUAACAGGAAACGAAAUCUAUUCAUCGAUAGUAUUAGAAACCCUGGAGGCUUGCCAAGGAUCAAAUUUCUAUGUCGAUACAUGUAUUCUGCUAGACACAACAACUAAAGAAAGCAGUGUCAAUAUUCCAUCUCUGCACCAAAACAAUAACAUUCUUAAAUGCUGAAUUCCCUUUGGCAAGGAACCUAUUUGCAUACCCGUCCCAACUGUUCAGUUCAAAUUUAAUCGAACAUCCAAGAUUUUAAUGUUUUAUAUGAACCUUCACAGAGAACAUGCUGAAAAAGCAUUGUUUGUGAGUUCAACACUACAUAACGGGACAGCACACAUUAGAAAGAUCAUUCUUUUGCCAUGCAAAAUCUAUUCAUCAAUAGUAUCAGAAACCCUGGAGGCUUGUCAAGGAUCAAAUUUCUAUGUCAAUAUUCUGCUAGACGCAACCACUAAAGAAAUCAGUGUCAACAUUCCAUCUCUGCACCAAAACAAUAACAUCUUUAAAUGCUGGAUUCCCUUUGGCAAGGAACCUAUUUGCAUACCUGUCCCAACUGUUCAGUUCAAAUUUAAUCGAACAUCCAAGAUUUUAAUGUUUUAUAUGAAAUACCAUCACAGAGAACAUGCUGAAAAAGCAUUGUUUGUGAAUUCAACACUACAUAACGGAACAACACACAGUAGAAAGAUCAUUCUUUUGCCAUGCAAAGCCGAAUUUAAAGCAAAGGCCACCCAUAACAACACACACGUGAAUAUCACGUGUGAAAACAGAUCGUUUAAUCAAUCAACUGGUAUGCAAAUCUUACAGGGAGACAACAUCGUAUCGCAGUGCCAAUGGAACAAAACAACACUCAAACUAAUCUGCAUUUCAGCCGAAGGGUUGACCAACGGAAUUCAGAAAACCACAAAACACGACCCAAGGAUCAAGUACAGCUGUGGAAUGGAUGGUCAAUUUGUCCAAAUCAAUUAUACUAUUGUAUUAAAAGAAACAAGACCCCCACCUUUGAAUUCAUCUAAAGAUAUCGAAACACAUGAAAUGAUGUUGAAUUAUACUGUUAAACCCAAUUCAUUUACAGAAGAGAGAUCUUCACUCUCGUAUUCUUCUAGACUUGAACCACAACAAAUAUUGAUGUUUACAUGUAUUCUUCUGAUUUGCCCACUCCAUUACUAAAGAUGACUCAAAAGAUGCUUACACAAGUCAAUCUUUAAUUCGAGGAUAUUGAACAAGGCCUUCUAUCUAAAGCACAACAGUAUUCACGCAAUUAAGUCGUUACUUCAAAUUAAAUUAUAAUCGAAAGUGAUCUUAUAUUUCUUUUUCGAUUUUUCUACCUGUUCUUGUUUUAUGAGUUAAUGCCGUCUGCCUUGUUAUAUAAACACUUCUAUCUACAUAUUCCUAUGCUUUUGUCUUUCAUAACAAUACUAAUCAAUUUUAUAAUACAGUUCAGCUUAAUGCAGUUCAUCAAUGACUCUCUUAAUAUUUAAUCGUACAAUUGCUGGAAAUUAUUUAGAUAUAAGUAGAUAAGAUUCAUUUUUUUACAUUAUAAGGUGAUAAAAUACUGUCGGGGUGAUCAAAUAUAUCAUAAAGUCCGUGGGGCUUAAUUGGAUUUGAUCACACUGACCGUAUUUGAUUACCUCAAAACACUCAAAGAAUGAUUUCUUAUUUCUUAAAUAUUAUGGACGACGUUAGUGUUGAUGAUUCUGGUCGUUUACAAUUGUUGUUCAUAGACCUACAACAUUGUCUGGUAUGUGGUUCAUUGAUCGCUAGUUCUUACAAAUAAAAAUAUUCGUAUGUAUGGCUUUUGAUUGCUGUUUGAUAUAAUUGUUAAUUAUUCUGAAGAAGCACAUAUUUUCGUUGGGUCAAAUUUUUGUUGUCUAAAAUUUCGUUGGUAUUUAAUUUCGUCAUAUCGUUAUUUCUUUGUACUCAUUAAUACUUGGGUUAAAAAUUCACCUUAGGUUUAAUUUCAUUGAUAUAAAUUGCCAACGGAAAUAACGCAAUUUAAUCCUGAACGAAUAUUUCUGCUUCUACAGUUUAUAUUUUUCCUGCCUGUCUAUUUGAUAUCUGUUUUGCUGUAGUUAAACUUAAAAUGAGUCACAAGUCUAUGGUUAGAAUGUCUUUGGUUUUGUAAUUGCCGUUUACCUUUGAUUAUAACUUAUUAAUUAGUCCUUAUGCUUAUGUCUUGUAGAUCACUGUUCGUAUUGUAAAUAAAUGUUGUUUACCGAUUUUAUCAUUCAUGUCUAUGGUUUUUGUUGUUGUUAAAAUUAAAGCUAAUUCUCUGGU